AUGCCCCCACUCCACACAGCCCCGUACCGUGCCCUGCUACUGCUGCCACCUGCGCCAGCAUCCUCGACAUAUGCAUCGCUGAAGGCCGCAUACCAUGCCCCACUCUCUACUGUGCUUAGGGAGCUGCGGCAGGCCCAGGAACCUGCUCUGCUAGAGAUUGCCCUGCCAUGUCCACACUUGUAUGGGCAUCUUGACGAGCCAAGGGGACCGCUGUACGAUGUCACACAACAACUCGUCGCCGACGUCUACAAGUUGAUAUGCAUCGUUGCGGCCAGGAAUGCAAUCGAUACCGAGGAUGCAGAGGGUGUCGACGCCCGCAUCAUACUGGUAGCCCAUCCAAGAGACGGGACGCUGCAGCACUCUUCUGAAGACUCUACACCAGAGCAAGAGGUGCAAGGCCCCGCCAUCAGCUUACACACGCUUGCUCAGAGCUCCAGGAAGUGGAGAGCUGUGUACUCCGUGGAGAGUGAAGAAGGAGAGCGCCUCUCAAAGAGCUUUCUCGCCAUCUCCAAAGACACCACGGUGUCUCGAGUACGAGGUGGCAUAGUUGUCAACGCAAGCGUCUCAGACUCGACGGCUGCCGCUGCUCUCAAAAAGGACUACUGUCCUACUAUGAAGCAUCUCUCCGUUGCUGUGGGCGGGACGUUCGAUCAUCUUCACAUUGGCCACAAAUUACUGCUCACUAUGUUUGCCUUCGUACUGGGUCGCAGACAGCAGUCAGACCAUUCCAGCGUUCUCACAGUGGGGAUAACAGGUGAUGCUCUUCUCGUGAACAAGAAGUUUGCUGACCAACUCGAAAGUUGGAAGGCUCGUCAGGAAGCAACGCAUAACUUUCUACAUUCGAUCGUGUACUUUGGACAGCCUGACGACAGUCGUAUCAGGAUCCAGGAAGUCAACGAGCCGGGUCCCAAUGGGCAUGCCGUACACGUUAGCUAUCCGUUCGGUUUGACUAUUAGAUAUGUUGAGAUCUGGGAUCCUUUUGGCCCUACCAUCACCGAUGAGGAGAUUACAGCAUUGGCUCUCUCACUCGAGACCAGAGGCGGCGGUGCUGCCGUCAACGAAAAGCGGAAGGAACAGGGCUGGGACCCACUUGAGGUCUAUGAAGUGGCCGUUCUCGAUGCCAGCGAAGAAGACAGCGUUGAUGAGACGUUCCAGAGCAAACUGAGCAGUACGGAGAUUCGUCGAAAACGGAGUGAACUUGUCAAGCCAAGGGCAAAAGCAUGA
This is a messenger RNA of Ascochyta rabiei, 1224 nucleotides long. Its product is annotated as Pantetheine-phosphate adenylyltransferase. Gene Ontology annotation, biological process: coenzyme A biosynthetic process. NCBI's taxonomy places the organism in Eukaryota, Fungi, Ascomycota, Dothideomycetes, Pleosporales, Didymellaceae. The transcript has a single exon. Bases 1 to 1224 code for a protein of 407 amino acids. The record is from RefSeq and is a predicted model, not a curated record. Gene Ontology annotation, molecular function: dephospho-CoA kinase activity.